AUGGCCCUGGAAGGCAGCCAGGGUAUAUAUAAGCUCUGCCAGAUGCUGCCACCUUCGAUGCUGGACGGCCUGCCCCCAUUCGAACGGGAGGCGUGGACGGCGUGGCGAACGCUGCGGCCCUGGGCGAUCGCCACGCCAGCCACGACCGAGCAGCUGUCCAGCAUCUCCCUGCGGUUCAACCCGGAUCUCCUGUCCAGCCCACCCGCCCCUCAGGAGUACAUGACUCUUUCUGUUCUACUCUCCUCCAAACUGGCUACCUCCCCUCCCUCUCUGUCUGAAAACCCUUCUGAACUUGUUUCUCACUACAACAACACCCUAUCCUCCUGUCUUGACGAACUGGCCCGCACCAAAACUAAAACCGUCUCUUUCACCCAUACUGCCCCCUGGUACACCCCUGAGCUCCAUCAAAUGAAGUCCCCCCCCCUGCAGCAGGGAGUCCCCCAAGGUUCGGUGCUUGGUCCUCUCCUCUUCAUUCUCUACAUCCUCCCCCUCGGCAACAUCAUUCGUCGUCACGGUCUCCGUUUUCACUGCUACGCUGACGACAUCCAACUUUACAUUUCCACAACAUCCAUCAACCCCACAAUCCACUCCACUCUCACCCACUGCCUAACAGACAUCAAAAACUGGAUGAAUCACAACUUCCUCAAACUUAACAGCGACAAAACAGACUUCAUCAUCAUCGGUCCACACAACAUCGCCAAAUCCUCACAACACUUCACCCUCCACUUUGACAACACCACACUCUCUCCAUCCUCACUCAUCCGUAACCUCGGUGUGCUCCUCGACCCCACUCUUUCAUUUGAACCCCACGUCAAGCACAUAACCCGGACUGCAUUCUUUCACCUCAAAAACAUAGCCCGUCUCCGCCCAUCACUCACCUUCUGUGCCGCUGAAACUCUCAUCCACGCAUUCAUUACAUCCAGAAUCGACUACUGCAAUAGCAUCCUCUACGGUACACCAUCCAAAACCCUCAACAGACUACAGUACAUUCAGAACUCUGCUGCCCGCCUCCUCACCCACACCCGCUCACAUGAACACAUCACUCCUGUCCUCCACAAGCUCCACUGGCUCCCCGUCCCUCAGCGCAUCCACUUCAAAAUCCUUCUUAUCACAUUCAAAGCUCUCCACAACCUGGCCCCUCCUUACCUCACAGACCUGCUCCACCACCACACUCCAUCUCGCUCCCUCCGCUCCUCCAGCUCCAACCUCCUGUCCCUGCCCUGUAGGACCAAGCUCCGAACCUGGGGGGACAGAGCCUUCUCCAUCGCUGCCCCGACCCUCUGGAACUCACUACCAAAACCCCUCCGUGACUGCUCUGACCUCCCCACCUUCAAGAAAGAACUCAAAACUCACCUGUUCAAAAUCGCU
Messenger RNA from Periophthalmus magnuspinnatus, 1368 nucleotides. RefSeq lists its product as uncharacterized. The annotation marks the transcript as partial. The transcript has 3 exons. NCBI's taxonomy places the organism in Eukaryota, Metazoa, Chordata, Actinopteri, Gobiiformes, Gobiidae. The record is from RefSeq and is a predicted model, not a curated record.